This is a messenger RNA of Aplosporella prunicola CBS 121167, 507 nucleotides long. RefSeq lists its product as uncharacterized. Gene Ontology annotation, biological process: endoplasmic reticulum to Golgi vesicle-mediated transport. Lineage: Eukaryota; Fungi; Ascomycota; Dothideomycetes; Botryosphaeriales; Aplosporellaceae. The record is from RefSeq and is a predicted model, not a curated record. Bases 1 to 507 code for a protein of 168 amino acids. The transcript is spliced from 4 exons. Gene Ontology annotation, cellular component: TRAPP complex.
AUGGUCGUUUACUCCUUUUACAUCUUCGACCGCCACACCGAGUGCAUCUACAGCAGGAAAUGGACCCCGCGCCCCAUCUCCUCGCACUCCAAGACCACCAGGCCGCAGUCGGCCGCCGGUCUGCCCGUCGAGCCCGAGACUCUUGCCAGCACGCGCAAGGCCCUGUCCAAGGAGGAUGACGCAAAGCUCAUGUUUGGCACCGUCUUCUCCCUCCGGAACAUGGUCAGGCAGCUCGGAGGUGAAGACGACCACUUUCUCUCGUACCGCACCGGCGAAUACAAGCUCCACUACUACGAAACCCCAACCCGCCUAAAGUUCGUCAUGAUCACCGAUACCCGGACAAACAACCUCCGCAUCGUCCUCCACCAGAUAUGGGCCAAUUUGUAUGUCGAGUUUGUCGUCAAGAACCCCCUAUCCCCCGUGGAGCAUCCAGGUGGAAUAGGCGUAGCGAACGAGCUCUUCGAGAUGGGGUUGGAUAGCUUCAUCAACUCGGUGUUCCCCUCAUGA